AUGAAAGUUUCGACUAUUGCCACUUCUUUUGUAGUAGCUGCAUCAUUUGGGUACAGCUAUGUUACUGGUGGUGCCUCAGGUUCUGCACAAGCUACACGUUACUGGGACUGCUGUAAGCCUUCUUGUAGCUGGAAUGGUAAAGCCAAGGUCUCUUCUCCUGUUCGGUCAUGUGCCAAAAACGGCGUUACUCUUAUUGGUGACAACGUUCAAAGUGGUUGUGCUGGUGGAGAUGCUUAUGUCUGUAACAAUAAUCAGCCUUGGGUUGUUAACGAUAAUCUCUCUUAUGGUUUCGUUGCUGCUAGUAUUCCUGGUGGCGGUGAAGACCGCUGGUGCUGUUCUUGCUUUGAAUUUACUUUCACAUCUACUGCUGCUAAAGGAAAGAAAAUGGUUGUUCAAAUUACCAACACUGGUAAUGAUCCCGGAACCGAAACAGGCACUCACUUUGAUUUGCUUAUGCCCGGCGGUGGUGUAGGCCAAUUCAAUGGCUGCAAGCCUCAAUGGAAUGCUCCUGAAGAUGGCUGGGGUGUUAGAUACGGCGGUGUCUGGAACGCUGACAUGUGUAAGCAAUUGCCUGCUCAACUUCAAAAGGGUUGUCAGUGGCGCUUUGGUUGGUUUAAAGGCGCUGAUAAUCCUACACUUACUUACAGAGAAGUCACUUGUCCCAAGGAGAUCACUGAUGUCAGUGGCUGCAAAAGGCUAUGA
Rhizopus microsporus ATCC 52813 is the source of this 702-nucleotide messenger RNA. Its product is annotated as putative glycosyl hydrolase family45. The coding region runs from base 1 to 702 and encodes 233 amino acids. The record is from RefSeq and is a predicted model, not a curated record. Gene Ontology annotation, molecular function: cellulase activity. NCBI's taxonomy places the organism in Eukaryota, Fungi, Mucoromycota, Mucoromycetes, Mucorales, Rhizopodaceae. The transcript is spliced from 3 exons. Gene Ontology annotation, biological process: carbohydrate metabolic process.